Molecule: messenger RNA, 924 nt
Organism: Kuraishia capsulata CBS 1993
Lineage: Eukaryota; Fungi; Ascomycota; Pichiomycetes; Pichiales; Pichiaceae
Exons: 1
Coding region: 1-924 (307 amino acids)
Biological process (GO): spliceosomal snRNP assembly
Cellular component (GO): nucleus; SMN complex
Source: RefSeq, a predicted model, not a curated record
AUGGGACGAUCGCAGAAUUCUAAAAGCGCCAUAAAGAAAACGCUGGAAAAGGCGCAACCAUAUCCGUUGGCAUUAAUGGGGGUUUCACUUCCUCCACCACACAUCGAGAAUCCACUCAAGCAGAGGCAACUGAAGAAUCGGCAGCAACAGCAGCAACAGGAGCCCGAUAAAAGUCUUAAAAAUGACAAACACGAUGAAGAAUCAGAUACAGACUCCGUUGUGAGUGAUAAAGGAUACGUCAACGGACCGUUGGAUCCAAUCUUCGGACAGCACCGCGCGUUCCCUAUUAACAUAGACAUAUCUGAUCUAGACGAGUCCAGGCCACCAGCAGAUGUGAACUCUUAUCUAGCCAGGGUUCGGAUGGAAGCUGAGAAAAUGGAUGUUGUUGCUUUCGUGCCGAGAGAAGAUUCUCCAGCAAAUGUUAUUGCGGAUCCUCAAGAGGAAAGGCUAACAGAAGCUCAAGAAGAAGCCUUACGAUGGCACGUUGAGUUCAUGGAAGGUUUUGUCCAAAGGAGAAGCCAAUUCGAAGAAAUGGUUCGCACCAAUGAAACUCUGGUAUUUGAUUUCCCCAAGACCAUGAAAACGUGGCGAACGUUCAUGUUCAACAACGACCCCAGUGACGAGUAUGCUUUGGCUCUCGACACUGUUACGAUUCUGAAGCUCAUCAACUACUCCACGAAAUGGCUCAGCAAGAGUAUCAAUGCCCAUUUUGCAAACUGGGUGAUUCUGUUAUUGGUUAUCGUUCCCGAUGUGCUCGAGGCUAACGAUAUCAGUACUCUCCGGACAUUUGCAAAGAAAGCUUUGAGACAAAGGGCUGAUGAGUUGAACGAACAUGAAGAGGUCAUGCGAAGCAUAAUUUCUGCGGUGGGCGAUUUUUUUGGGCAGAGAGAUCUUUUGGAGGGUUAUGUUGUUGAAAAUAGGUGA